Aedes albopictus (Asian tiger mosquito) is the source of this 782-nucleotide messenger RNA. Its product is annotated as eclosion hormone-like. The transcript has 2 exons. Lineage: Eukaryota; Metazoa; Arthropoda; Insecta; Diptera; Culicidae. Gene Ontology annotation, biological process: neuropeptide signaling pathway; ecdysis, chitin-based cuticle. Gene Ontology annotation, molecular function: ecdysis-triggering hormone activity. The record is from RefSeq and is a predicted model, not a curated record. Bases 65 to 346 code for a protein of 93 amino acids.
AUCACACUCAAGCAGUUUGCUUAAGGCUCUCCAAACAAAGACGUUUUCCAGAAUCUAACUCAAAAUGUCUACAGUCAAAGCAACUUCGUUCUUGCUUAUCUCUAUUGCUACAAUAGUAGCACUUGUAUCCAUCAGUGGCAUCGAAGCAAAUCCUCAACUCGAUAUCUUAGGUGGUUACGACAUGUUGGGCGUCUGCAUCAACAACUGCGCCCAGUGUAAGAGGAUGUUUGGAGAAUUCUUCGAAGGUCGCCUCUGCGCCGAGUCUUGCAUCCAGUUCAAGGGCAAGAUGGUCCCGGAUUGUGAAGAUAUCAACUCCAUUGCACCGUUUCUCACCAAGUUGAACUGAUUAAACACGAUGAACUGACAUGUGUAUCGAUCUAGAUAUUAAUUAGCCAUGAAAUAUAACCGUUGAAUUCUGAAGCUCCAAUCAACAUCAUUCACUUUAUAACAUUUCACACUUUUUUUCAUUUAUAUGUGUAUUUCAUGAACUAGUUCAACAUCCUUAAAGAUACAGAAAUUCAAACCCAAUAAUUUCACCCUCUUCAAUCCAUUCACCAUCCGGUAGCCCUUUCCAAUAAUCUUUUGCAAGUUUCUUUCCUUCCUCUUUCACUCGGUAGUGGUCAGUCUAACACAAAGUCAGCUUCCCAUCCCGCAGAGCCAUUCCACAGAAGGAGUUCGCCAUAAAUCAAUUAUACGACCCAAUAAGAGCAAAGUCCGAAUCUUUUUUUUUGCAUCGAACCGUCCUGAUCGGGUCUAAUAAACUCAUAAACUUAACACAGUUG